AUGUCUUUCUUCGGCAAGUUCAAGCCCGGCUCCACGCCUUCGCAGGCAGCUGGUGCGGCGCAAGCAGCGAAGAAGGACGUACAACAGCCUACACCACUGGAGAAGCACUUGUCUGACUUUCCGGGACCUGUACGGCACGAUGGUAGCGACAAGUUCUUUGGGUUUGAGAAUUAUGGAUCUACAUGCUACGCUAAUUCAAUAAUACAAUGUCUCUACUACUCGGUGCCCUUCCGAGACAAUGUCCUCAACUUCCCAUCCAAGCCUUUCCUCGAAGCGAUGAAUCAAGAAGUCGCCAAUUCGCAGCAGACAAACGGCAAGCUUGCUAAUGGUGGGCCUGCGCUACCACGGUCACCAAGCAUGACACCCUACCCGAACCCGACAUCGCCUGCGCGGAAAGUGUUGCAGCCGACAUCACCUGGUGGUCCAAAGCCAGAGGAGAACAAGGACAGCCCAGACUAUCGCAAGAAACAGGCGUUGGCUGCGGGUCCUGUACUGGAUAUGGUGAAUGGCCAGGCUUACCAGUAUGGCAUGGACGAGUCGCUGUUCACUUCGCUGAAAGACAUCUUCGAGGCGAUCAUCAACAACCAGAGUCGGCUGGGUGUGGUGUCGCCUCAUAAGUUCCUAGAGAUACUGCGGAGAGAGAACGAAAUGUUCCGAAGUGCGAUGCAUCAGGAUGCGCACGAGUUCUUGAAUCUGCUCCUCAAUCAGGUGGUGGAUAACGUUGAACUAUUUUCGAAACAGCAUCCAGAUCUGAAAAUCCCGCAGGCAAAUGGUGGCGCGCCCGAGGAGACUCCAGCAGAGAAAGGACUCGCGAGUGCAAUGUCUUCGGCUCUUGCAUCUGCUCAUCCGACGUCUGCGAAUGGUCUCGAUACACACUGGGUCAAUGACCUGUUCGAAGGCACUCUCACAUCAGAGACACGAUGCCUCACGUGCGAAACAACCUCUCAGCGCGACGAAGCUUUCCUUGAUCUUUCUGUCGAUCUCGUGGCACACGCAAGUGUCACGUCCUGUCUACGGAAGUUCUCGGAAGAGGAGAUGUUGUGCGAGCGCAACAAGUUUCAUUGCGAUGAAUGUGGUGGUCUGCAAGAAGCGGAGAAGAGGAUGAAGAUCAAGCGACUACCCAAGAUUCUGGCUUUGCAUCUGAAGAGAUUCAAGUAUACUGAGGAUCUGCAGCGAUUGCAGAAGCUGUUCCAUCGGGUAGUCUAUCCUUUCCAUCUGCGACUCUUCAACACAACAGACGAUGCCGACGACUCAGACAGAUUAUACGAGCUAUAUGCGGUGGUUGUGCAUAUUGGUGGUGGUCCCUACCAUGGACACUACGUCUCCAUCAUCAAGACACAAGAUCGAGGCUGGCUGCUCUUCGACGAUGAGCUGGUAGAACCAGUCGACAAAUCAUACGUCCUCAACUUCUUUGGUGGCGAGCCAGUGCCUGGUCUUCAAGAUGCGAAGCAAUUGGCCUGUGCCUACGUGCUGUUCUACCAAGAGACGACACUCGAAGCAGUGCUCAAAGAACAGGAAACAGAAGGAGGUUUACAUCCAGUCCCGACUCGUGUGAGCGAUGCCGAGACAGCACUAAGCGGACUCUCGCCAGUCAAGACGACAGGCCACAUCGAUCUCCGCCAGACCCAGACAGUGACCACACCCAUCCUCGAGCGCAUGGAAUUCAUGGAUCCCCUGGCCCACGCCGAAACAGCGCCCGAAGGCGUCUCGCCUCCUGUGACAACAGACAACAACCGGGCAUACUUCCCAGCCAUGCCGAAUAACCCCAUCCUAUCCAGCAACAGUCCGGCGACCGCGGGUACGCCAAAGAGCAAGAAGGAGCUCAAGGCAGAGGAGAAAGCCAAGAAAGUCGCGGAGAAAGAAAGAUCGAAGGCUGAGGAGAUCAGGAGGAAGGAGGCGAGUGCUAAACGAGUCGAGGCGUGGAAGGCGCAAGAUGCUGAGUACAAGCGUGUGUUGGAGGAGAGUAAGCAGACGGCUAUGGAGGAGACGAAGAAGAGAGCAGACGAUCCCAAUGCUCCUGCUCCCCUAGAUGGCGCAGCCGCGGGCUCGACUACUGCAGGUGUUAGUGCGGCGGCGGCCGAGAAGGAAAAGGGUGGUGCGCUGAGCCGGUUCAGACAUGGCAGUAUGAGUCUGCGAGCCAAACCGAAAUUCUUCGCGGGUAAAGAGGGAGGAGAGAAAUUAGCGACUAUCCCACAGGGUAAUGGUGCGAGUGGUGGCGAGGUCGAGGCUAGUGAUGGCGCGAAGGCGCGGAGGAGGGAGAGCGAUGCCCUGGGUGAUGAGAAGAAGAUGCGGAACCGGUUCAGUUUGGGCAGGAAGAAGAGUCAGUUACUGCCGUGA
Recurvomyces mirabilis is the source of this 2337-nucleotide messenger RNA. RefSeq lists its product as uncharacterized. The record is from RefSeq and is a predicted model, not a curated record. The transcript is spliced from 2 exons. Bases 1 to 2337 code for a protein of 778 amino acids. Gene Ontology annotation, biological process: protein deubiquitination. Lineage: Eukaryota; Fungi; Ascomycota; Dothideomycetes; Mycosphaerellales; Teratosphaeriaceae. Gene Ontology annotation, molecular function: cysteine-type deubiquitinase activity. Gene Ontology annotation, cellular component: nucleus; cytosol.